This is a messenger RNA of Leguminivora glycinivorella, 3056 nucleotides long. It is a transcript of the gene qless, whose product is annotated as all trans-polyprenyl-diphosphate synthase PDSS1. The coding region runs from base 11 to 1330 and encodes 439 amino acids. Gene Ontology annotation, biological process: isoprenoid biosynthetic process; ubiquinone biosynthetic process. Gene Ontology annotation, cellular component: mitochondrion; transferase complex. The transcript has 8 exons. The record is from RefSeq and is a predicted model, not a curated record. Gene Ontology annotation, molecular function: prenyltransferase activity. NCBI's taxonomy places the organism in Eukaryota, Metazoa, Arthropoda, Insecta, Lepidoptera, Tortricidae.
GAAAAGUCGAAUGCUCGAGUGUUAUGUAGUUCAUGUCCUCAAGCGUUUCGUUGCAGUUGUAGCUAUGGCGUGUUUAAGCCCGAGUAGGCUCUGUGCUCGUGUUCAAGAUAAGUUACUGUGUCAAUUCGGACAUAAAGUUCGCAGACAAACUGUAUUUGUGAAACUGAAACCUCCUGGACCAACUCCCUUGCGGAUAUUUGGAAAGACAUGUCAGCGUGUGACCACAUGUGGCCCAGCGUGCGGCUCAGCGGGCGCGAGCGCGCCCAGCGUGGCUGGCGUGGCCCGCCGCCUCGCCUCCAGCCUUCAGAGCACAUCCACGGGUUCCCUUCCCGACUACGGCACACAGAUCGUCGACCCCUACCGCUUGCUGGAGGACGACCUUAACGGCAUAUACGAGGACAUACGAUCGGAAUUGGAACGGAACACCAACCAGAGCGAACUGAACACCAUAGCUACAUACUACUUCGACGGACAGGGCAAGGCGCUAAGGCCGAUGGUCGCGAUACUCAUGGCGCGCGCCGUCAACUACCACGUAUAUGGUGAAAACAGUGCACUGCUGGCAUCACAGCGACAGGUUGCGAUGAUCAGCGAAAUGAUCCACUCAGCGUCGCUGAUCCACGAUGACGUCAUCGACCAGAGCGACUUCCGGCGCGGCAAGCCCUCAGUCAACGUACUAUGGAAUCACAAGAAGGUCGCGAUGGCCGGCGACUUCAUCCUCGCUGUGGCGUCGAUGAUGAUAGCUCGCCUGCGCAGCGAUGACGUCACACUCGUGCUAAGCCAGGUGGUGACAGACCUGGUGCAGGGCGAGUUCAUGCAACUGGGCAGCAAGGAGACCGAGAACGAGCGGUUCGCGCAUUACCUCACCAAGACCUACAGGAAAACGGCCUCGCUCAUCGCCAACUCCGUCAAAGCGGUGGCCCUGCUAAGUGGCGCCGACGAAAGCACGUGCGAGCUCGCCUUCCAGUACGGCCGCAACAUCGGGCUGUCUUUCCAGCUGGUGGACGAUAUGCUGGACUUCGUGUCCUCGGCACAAGCCAUGGGCAAACCCACAGCUGCAGACCUCAAACUUGGUUUGGCUACUGCGCCUGUACUCUUCGCUUGCGAAAAGUACCCGGAACUGAACCCCAUGAUAAUGCGGCGCUUCGGCGAGCCGGGCGACGUGGAGAAAGCCUUCGAGCUGGUCCACAAAUCUCGUGGACUCGAACAGACGCGCUUCCUCGCGCGCAAGCACGGGCUCGAGGCCGCGCGCCUCGCGCAGGAGCUCGCCGACUCCGUGUACCAGAAGGGGCUCGUGCUCACCACCGACCUGGUGCUCAACCGGAUCAAAUAACGCCCCGCCGAGCGGGACAGGUUUUCAUAGUAGUCUUUGGACCGCGAGGGACCUAAGAGUACUUUAAAAACGGCGAGCGCCCGAGCGAUCGUGCCCGGCUUUCGUUUUCCGAGCGGUCUCCGGCCGUCCCCUGAGAGCGCUCCGGAAAUAGCGCCGACUCGGGGCUCCCGCGGUGAGUGAUGUGCGCCGACAUACGGCUAGAUAUUAUCGAAGAUAUUUUAACGUCGACUCGACGCGUCGCGCCCCGGUAAAUUAUUCAAUAUAGCGAAUUAUAUUCAGUAUACAUUACCUAUACAUUAUAGUAUUUAGAUCGUUAUACUGGAAACGUCGAUCGGCCCGAUCGACGGCGGAACUUCUUUUUAUAUUAUUUUUGUAUGUAUAUAUAAUACGUAUACCCUUCUGUAUGUAAGAGUACCUAUGUAUCUCUCACUUGUGUGACCUGAUUUAUUUUAAGAUAGUUUUCUAUGAAAAUAUUUAACACCGUAAACUAUCUGCGACAAUAUGACUGACGUUUGGGAAGUGUGUGUGACUUGUUACCAAAUACGGUUGUACAUAAAGUACGAUAGUGAAUGCUCAAUGUUUAUUUGAAUACGUCGCUUCACGAAAACACACUGUUUUUAUUGGCGCGAUAUUGUACAGUACGUUAUGUUUGUUGUAGAACACUUGACUGUUUCAUUCCCUAGUUCUUGUUACUUGUGCAAUUCUCUUCCCCGGUAGUGGGUGGAAGCACCGAACGUUCAGGACUCGUUCGUCUGUCGCGAAUGCCGUCCGACCUUUCGCUAUUAUAUAUUAUGCUGUGUAAAUACUGAGAGUCAUUGGAUAAGUUACCCGUUUUAUCUUCAAAACCAAUUACCUCAAUUUCUUAGUGUGCAUACUAGAAUACGUGUACACUGUAUGUUCGAUUUAGUAUUAAAUUGUAAGCUUCAUCCGGCCGCACGGUAACAUGUAGGCAAUUUCGUCUCGUUCAAACGCUAUUCGCUGCUUAGAUUAAAUAUUUUGUAAAUAAUGCAACUGGAUAUCCCUCAGUGCUUGCGGGUUUCUUAUUGAGGUAUUAAAGAACCCGUGAACACGGGAGCGCAGUAUUUUAUAAAUCUUCAUUAGGUUCUUUUUAGUUAACAAAAUAUUAGUCACUUAAAGAAGUAACGGUAGUGUAAGGCCGACAUGAUGACUUAAAUAAGUAAAGCGCGAGGACGCAUGCUGUCCUUUGCGCCCAUAAGUAUAGGACUAUGAGAUAGACAGAGGCAGAUAUGUUACUGACAUGAACAAUUAUGGUCCGGAUAUUGUAAUAUUUUUAAUAUAAGAGAAAGAUUUCGAAACUAUUUGUCGAUAAUGGAAUUAUAAUUUACGACCUAAUUUUAUCGAAAGUAUAAUCGGACUUAAUAGUUUUCGAAAUUCUCUUUUAUUAAAAUAAUAUAAUUUUGUAAGCAGAUACUUCUGCUCAAUAUAAAAUAUUACAUAUUGUAAUCAUUAGCGAUAUUAAAAUUAUAUUUUGCAAUGUUAUUUGUUAAUCUAAAAUUAUUAGUGAAAUAAUUUUAGUCAUUAUGUCAGCGGAUGCAGUAGAUAUGGAGUUGUAUGUUUUUGUACAUUAUGCGUUAAACAUGGGAGUCAAUGAACUUUAUUUAUAAUAUUGUAGAUGUGUACGUAGUUAAAACCGUUUGUAAAUAUGAAUACUCUGUAAAAUGAAAAUCAUGAAUAAUUUUUAUUAUAAACAUUAGUUACAGAAUAA